AUGAACUCUCAAGCCAUACCACCGCCCAUCAAUGGCCAGCCUCCGCCUCCGGUCUCUGAUGAUGGAUUCCCAAUGCUAGCUGUCGCGGCACUAGGCAUCACAGCCACGGCCUUCCUGCUCGUGAGCUACUACAUCUUCGUCACCAAGUGCUGCUUCCGGUGGCACCUUAUCGACCCCUUGAGGCGCUUCCCCACCCAGAGGGCGCGCCUCAAUGAGGAUCCACCAGCAUCCUACUCCCCCGAAUCGUGGCAGAGCCGCGGCCUCAACGAGCUUCUCAUCCGAGAAAUCCCAACAUUCCAAUACAGCAAGCAGCAGGGAGAGAGCAGCAGCAUCUCCAAAUGUGUGGUCUGUCUCAAUGAGUUUCAAGAAAGCGACAUGCUAAGGCUUCUGCCCAAAUGCAGCCACGCGUUCCAUCUCGACUGCAUCGAUGUAUGGCUGCUCAGCAACUCCAACUGCCCGUUGUGCAGGUCAGCAAUCUCAGGCAGGAACCGGUACAAGAUAGAGAGGAUCGUUGCGCCAAACUCCUCCCCUCAAGAACCACGGCCAGCUGUGGGCUCCAUCUUCGGAGGUGAUGAAGAGUUUCUGGAGAUUGUAAUAAGUGGAGAGGAUGGAGCUACCUUGUCUGAAAACAGACAGCACGAGAGAGGCGAUUCGAGCAGGUUCUUGGUGCAGCAAUCUAGAAGCAAUCAUUCUUCAAGAAAGUUUGGCAAGUCCAAGCAUAGAAAAGCUCGCCACGGUUCAAUCAUGGGAGAUGAAGUCAUCAACUUGGGAGUGAAAGAUGAUCAAUUCCGCAUCCAACCUAUCAGAAGAUCCUUCUCGAUGGACUCUGCAGCAGACCGCUGCAUUUACCUGUCUGUUCAGGAGAUUCUGCGGCAGAACAGGCAAGCUGGUGAGGCUCCGAGCAAUGAAGAGGGCGGCAGCAGAAGCCGGAGAUCCAUCUUCUCCUUCGGACAUGGAAGAGGGUCAAGAAAUGCAAUUCUUCCCUAUUGAGACCCAACUAAGUAUAUCACAGAAAAUCCAAACUUAAUAUGUUUUGUUUUGUAUUUUUGACUAGGAUAGGAGAUUUUUCAGAUUGUAGGAAACAGCAUUCUUUAGAGAAAUGAAAUUUUUAUUAAACAGUUACAGAGAUACACAAGAAUGAGAAUUACAUAAUUCUUCAUGA
Messenger RNA from Salvia hispanica, 1162 nucleotides. Lineage: Eukaryota; Viridiplantae; Streptophyta; Magnoliopsida; Lamiales; Lamiaceae. The record is from RefSeq and is a predicted model, not a curated record.